Messenger RNA from Rhipicephalus sanguineus (brown dog tick), 4009 nucleotides. It is a transcript of the gene Atg9, whose product is annotated as autophagy-related protein 9A-like. Gene Ontology annotation, cellular component: phagophore assembly site; autophagosome. Gene Ontology annotation, biological process: autophagy of mitochondrion; protein localization to phagophore assembly site. The record is from RefSeq and is a predicted model, not a curated record. Lineage: Eukaryota; Metazoa; Arthropoda; Arachnida; Ixodida; Ixodidae.
AAGAAAAUUAAAAAGUAAACAAAGCAACAAAGGCCAUUUGGUGGGUGACCGUGCCCGCAACCGUGCCGCGCAUCGCGCCUGGCCGUGUGAUCCUCGUGCACGGAUUUGUGCGCCCGCGUCAUCGACAGCGCCCGAUUUGUGCGAGUCAUGUUCAUAGUGGCAGUGACGAGGAAGUUCACUGCCUCGUAGCAUCGACGGUGUGCGCGGCAUGGAUACGCACGAGACGACGGAUGAUGCAGCGAGGGUCGCCUCCGUCAGCUGAUCGAAACCUCCGCACGUGGGCACUGCCCCUGCAAGUACACCGGGCGGUGCCAAGAUGGCCAGCCUGCAGACAGCCUACCGGGCGCUGCCGUCGGAUGACACCGAGCCAGAAGGGGCGCACGAAAGCCACUAUCUCAUCCACACGGUGCCCGACAGCAGCCCCACACGAUGGAACCACGUGGAGGACUUGGACUCUUUCUUUACGAGGGUCUACCAGUACCAUCAGAACCAUGGGUUAACCUGUAUGAUGCUUCACGAGGUCUUGGAGCUAGUGAAGUUUGUGUUUGUCGUGGGGCUCUCUGCGUACUUCAUGUAUUGUGUGGACUACUCCGUGCUCUUCCGGAAUAAACCGCCGCCCCACAAUGGCACCAAAGUCUACAUCAGCGACGUGAUCAUCCCAUCUGGGCAGUGUGUUGCUAGUUUUGGGUUCCUCGCGUGGCUGUACCUGGUGGGGGCAGCCGUGUACUGGCUGUUCCGGGCCAUCCGCACUGUCUGCCACCUCUUCCAGUUCAUCGAGAUACGUGCCUUCUACGAGCACGCCCUGCAUAUAUCUGCAAGCGAGCUGGACAACAUGACGUGGCACGAGGUGCAGCGCAGGGUUCUGGAAGUACAAAAGGACCAGCAGAUGUGCAUCCACAAGCAGGAACUGACAGAACUCGACAUCUACAACCGCAUCCUUCGCUACAAGAACUACAUGGUGGCCCUGGUGAACAAAGACGUGCUGCCUCUUCACUUCACGCUGCCCCUGCUCGGCCCCGUGGUCUAUCUCACCCAGGGCCUCAAGUACAACCUCGAGCUCAUCCUCUUCUUUCCGGGUGCCCCCUUUGAGAACACAUGGCACCUGCGGGAGACGUACAAGAGGCCUGCCAACAGAGACAUGCUGGCACAGCAGCUGUCCAGGCGCAUCCUGUGGGUGGGCCUGGCGAACCUGCUGCUGCUUCCGCUGGUGCUUGCUUGGCAGGUGAUGUACUUCUUCUACAACUACACCGAUCUCAUCAAGCGGGAGCCAGGCGUGCUGGGCGUGCGCACCUGGUCCCCCUAUGCGCGCCUCUUCCUGCGGCACUUCAAUGAGCUCGACCAUGAACUUAACACCAGGUUGUGCCGUGCCUACCGGCCUGCCUGUCAGUACAUGGACAUCUUCUCCUCUCACAUUAUGAUCGUCCUUGCAAAGAGCGUGGCGUUCUUUGCUGGAGCUCCGGCGGCGGUGCUGCUGCUGCUGUCGGUGAUCGACGAGGAUGUGCUGUCCGUGGACCGCCUGUUUAUGUCUCUCACGAUGCUCAGCCUCAUCGUGCCGGGCCCGAACCUUGAUUCCCGACGAGAACCUGUGUGGCGUCCCGAGCGUCUCAUGACCAGCAUCCUUGCCCACAUCCACUACGUGCCCGACCACUGGAAGGACCGGUGCCACACAACCCUCGUGCGGGACGAGUUCGCCCACCUCUUCCAGUACAGGGCCCUUCGCAUUCUGGAGGAAGUGCUCAGCCCCAUAGUCACCCCUCUGGUGCUUAUCUUUGCUCUGCGACCCCGAGCACUGGAAAUUGUGGACUUCCUGCGCAAUUUCACCGUGGAGGUGGUGGGCGUUGGGGACGUCUGCUCUUUCGCCCUCAUGGACGUCCGCAAACACGGCAGUCCACAGUGGAGGGCCGACGACGGUGGGGAAGACGAUGAGCACGGUGGGGCAGGAGCCGCUUCCAUCGUCGUGCCACAGCCAGAGCAGCAGCGGGCGCAGCACGGAAAGACUGAGCUCUCCCUCAUGCACUUCACGCUGACCAACCCCCACUGGGUGCCACCCGAGGGAUCCACUGCGUUCAUCAACAACCUCAAGGAACGUGUGUGCACAGAAGCAUCACUGUUGCCAGCUCUUCACCGAAAGGACAAUGUGCUCUUCAACUCGCUCAACUCCCUCUCUGGCGUCAACGCUGAAUACGCGGAGAUGGUGUCGAGCGUGUUGCUGAACAACGUCAUUAUCGGCGGAAGUCUGGUGGGCUCGCGUAUGGUGCGCAGUGAUCAGGGCUCCGCAACUGCAGCAGCGCAGGGAGCGGCGGCAGGCGAGCGCAUCCGAGGUGGCGUCGCUCGCACCGAGGGACCCUUGGCAACACCGAGUCAUGCCAGCCUUCUUAACAGCAUCUGUGUCGGCAACGAGCCCUACAGUUUGUCCGCAGUGGGUGCGGAGGUGUCGCUAGAGUCCACUGCAGCCAACAUGAGCUUCAGCACCCUGUUCAUGCAUGAGCUGCACCAGCGACAUCUGCGAUCUACCACGGGGCGCUCGCUCGGGGCAACGCCACCGCCUGCUUCUGUCGUGGAUCCAGAGUCGCACUCGCGCCUGGUCUGGCAGGGGCUUCCCCACAUCCUCGAGUCUCCUCAGGAAGGCAGUGGUGAGGACGGUGCAUCGUCCUCGGUCACGAGGCAGCCGACAGCCGGUCAGCAAGCCCAUCCUCUGUGUCUGCCCAAGCCAUGAUGGCCACAGGAAAGGCCCUUUGGCCAUGGAGAAGACAGUGCGGAUCUAGUCUGAAAUGCAUGCCUCCACCACAUCAGUUGCCGACUGCCAAUUUGGCAGCCACCGUGCCGUCCAUCGCAGCAGCUUCCUGCUCGAAGCAUGAAGGGCAACCAGACUUCACGACGGCUCGUCCCUAGGAUGCCGCCAAAGUCGAGGAGCAUGCAAAAAACCACGCAGACGUGCGUAACUACUGCUUCCCUGGCCACCUUUUUUUUUCUGCUCGCCCCCGCCGCAUCGCUUUCGAAACGUGGUGCAUCCUGCCGGACCACUCGUCGUGCUGCAGAGACCCACACAUGGUGCUAUGCGCUGCCACAAGCUGAACUGUGUGCGCGUGGGUUUGCCUCGUUCUCUGUGUGCCGAGCGUCAUCGUGGUGUUGCAAACUGCACUCUUGCCAAGCAACGUGCAAAUGCUCCUUUUUAGAUUCCUUUCUUUAGCUCUUGCUCGGUGGAUAUGAACUUGCAGGGAAAGAAAACCUUCCCAAGUGGAUGCGUUCUGUGUGCAGCUGUAGACACGAGACUUUAAAAACAGUGCUUCGGUCUCUGUGGCUGCAGUGUCGAGUGUGUGAAUUUUCCCUCUCUGCUGUGGCAGAAUGACGACUGUGAGCAAAUCGUAGGAAAUUUUAAAAGGCAAGUUAGUUUUAUUCUUUUUUUAUCGCCUCAUCCGCUGGCCAAACAGACUGCUUGUUAGCCUGCUUUUAGUUCACAAGUGCAAGACCUCAUAUUGUACAGUGCUCGCUGCGAACUGGCUUACUUUUGAAGAGGAACAAGCAUCGCUUUUCCUGCAAACAACACACCCGGAACAGCCCUCCUUCGUGUGUGCGAGUGUAUUGCAGUUUGUACUAAGAGCCGUGAGUGGACAGUGUGUGCCCAAACUUCUCUUGGAACAAAGGAAGUGCAGCAAAUUUCACCGAGAUGCAGCUUGCCGAGGGAAAGCCUUUUUCUCGUGGAUGCGUGCAAAUCGCAGCGUAAACCUUUUUUUUUUUUUCCUCCACGUGAAACCUCUGAAGCACAGUGGCAUUUUGUGUGUCUGAAGUUGGUGCGCACAACAGAAGGAAAAAAGGGCCGUUAGUCAUUGCGGUGGUAUUUAGCCAGCUGCCAGUGUACCUUGUGUGUGGUCUUGUGACUUGAGCAGAAUUUAAUGUAAAGAUGGCCUUGCUCUUUAAUUACUAUGGCAAGUGCUGUAUCCUCUUGUACAGCGAUAGCCUAUUUAUAAGAGCUAUUUCAAAGAAUAAAGAAUGAUUCUUGCGUUGCCUA